AUUUUUUUUUUAUUAAAGUGCAAUUUUUACAAUAAAACGAAUGUUAAAUAUAACAGUUUAUACAUUUUGGAUAUGAAAUAGCUAUUUAAAAAAUGUCAAUUUCAAGUAAAUUGUCAAAUAGUACAGAUAAUUUUAGCCAAAUUUAAGAAAGUAUUUUUAUUCGGACAUAACCAAUUUCUACAGCGCAAUCAUUAUUCAAGUAUAUCUUAAAUUGCCCUGAUGCAGCUUUAAUAAAAAGCAAAACGUCGGCUAAUAAGUUAAUAUAUUUAACCAUCAUACCUGUUAAUAAAUAAAUAAAUGUUUCUAAUUACUUGAAAUAUUCAAGCUAAAGUUUUAUAUAUUUAAUAAAUAGAUUAAUAACUUUUCUUACAAAAUGUAUUGGGCACAUAAUAAUGCAAGUUCGCCUCAAAUUGAAGCUGUGCUUAAUAAAGAAAAUGUAACGCUUUAUGAUUUAAUGGAUGAGGAAGAUAUUCUUCAAGAAUGUAAAUCACAAAAUAAGAAAUUAAUUGAUUUUUUGGUUCGACCGGAUAUUAUGGAAGAACUAGUGACACUAACAACUGUGGAACCAUCGCUGGAAGUCGAUGAGAAGACACGAUACAAAUAUCCAAAUAUUGCAUGUGAACUAUUAACAAGUGAUGUACCAACGUUGAAUUUACGUUUAGCCAACGAUGGUGUACUGUUAGGAAAAUUAUAUUAUUUUCUUGAAUCAGAUCCUCCUUUGAAUCCACUUUUAGCCUCCUAUUUCAGUAAAACGCUUAGUAUGCUGGUUUCACAAAAAACUGUACAGGACUGGUAUUCCUUUCAAGUCACUUGUUUGCAGGUAUUGGAAUUUUUAAAAUCAAAAGAAAAUUUUGUAACACUUUUGGUGAAACAUUUGGGUACAUCAGCAAUUAUGGAUUUAAUGCUCAAACUAAUUACUAAUGUAGAAGGCGUAGAAAUUAAACAAAAUAUAUUGAAUUGGUUGGAUAGCGAACAUAUAGUUCAAUCGUUGAUCGAAUUAUUAGGUCCAUCAAUUGAUUCAGAUCGUCAAUGUAAUGCUGCUCAACUUUUAAGUGAUAUUAUUGCUAAGUCAAGAGAUUCCACAGUCAAUGCAAACGAACGAUCAAAUUCUGAUCCUAUUGUUGCUACUUUAGAAGCGUCUGAUACAAUCUCAUUAUUAUUGAAUAAUAUAUUAGGUCCUGAAAAAACUGAAACCAGUAUUAUUGGUGGAAUCCAAGUUUUAUUAGCCUUAUUAAAUUUUAAUAAAAGUCCCGUGCCGAAUUCUUCACAGUAUGAACAAAUUGAAAUAGCUGCCGAAAGAGAACAUCGCGAGAAAGUUAUACAAAAUGUAAAUACAGCAAUAAUUGUUCGCCUUAAAGAUUUUCAUGAAAUUUUGCUAAAUCCACCAAAGAAAGCCCCAAUACAAACAACAAUUGGACUAUUAGAUCCGCCAUUUGGUAAUACACGUUUACAAAUAACUCGAUUACUAUCAGCAUUAUUACAUUGUAAUCAAUCAAUUGAAAUCAAGAAUGAAAUAGCCAGACUUGGUACUAUAAAUGUAUUAAUUGAUCUCUUUUUUAAAUAUACAUGGAAUAAUUUUUUACAUACACAAGUACAAAAUUGCAUAGCGUUUGCAUUAAUACCAAUCAAUACGGAACGAACUUUAUCGGCAUCCUCGACAUCAUUUAAAAUUGAAGAUUCAACAACAGCUUCAUCUACGGCAUCUAAUAUAAACGAUGAUACAUUGGAGUCGUCGGCCAGUGAUGAAUGUAACAAUCUUAUGUAUGAACAUAUAUUUGUGCAAUGUCGAUUAUUAGAACGAAUUUUAGGAGCGUGGGAAGAUAAUGAUCAAAAGCAAUCACAGUCAAAGGGUGUACGACAAGGCUACAUGGGUCACCUAGUAAAUAUUGCAAAUAAUAUUGUAGAACAAUGGGAUAAAACUCCAUUCGGUGAAUUUAUUACUGAAAAACUUAGUCCUGAAAUAAUAGAGGCAUGGAAAAAAUUUGUUGAUGAGCCCUUAGCUGAAGUUAAUAAGAAACAAUCAGAAGUUUUGGGUGGAAUUCAUCCAAGUAACACCUUAUCAUCUGAUAAUCAAGAUGAAUUCCGUGAAGUACCAUUUGAUCCAUCUGGUAGUUUACUUCAAACCACAUAUACAGAUUUUAAUCGAUCUGAAUAUAUUGAAGUGUUUCAAUAUAGCAACGACGAAGAAGAAAUGUUUGAACGUGUUUGCGCUGAACGAUGUUUGAACUCGUUUCCCUUUGAUAAUGCCGUAUGUAAUGAUGAUGAAGAUGAUAUAUGGGAACAUCAAGUUAGUACCACAAUUACAUCAAAUUUAGCUGAUAAACAAACGUGUGGAGAUUGGCAACAACGUCGAAAUUCUGAUGCCGAUGACCCAAUGGCAAAUAAAUUGGAUGGUACUAUUGUUGACCCAUGGAAAACAGAUUUAGAUAAUCCUACAGAAAAUACGAUAGCUCCAAUUGCUGAAACGGAUCCAUGGGGUAGUGGUGGCAGACCGAGUGGUGGUGAGGGUGAUGCUAUCGCACCUUCUUCUACAAUUGAUGAAGGCUGGGCAAAUUUUGAUUCAUUUAAUAAUUUUGAUACGGCAACAUUUAAUGGAAUUCCAUCAUCUGAUGAACGUACAACUUCCAAUUUUUUCGGUACAUUUACACAAAAAUUUGAUUUUACGGAUUCCGAUCCAAUGAUCAAUUCACCAUUAUCAACAAUAACACCUGGAGCACAACAAAAUGUUUAUGAUGAACAAAAACAUAAUGAUACGUCUUCGUCGGCGGAUGAUAAUGCAAAUAUUAGUAAUAAUUGUAAUCAAAAUAGUAGUGAAUCGUCAUCAUCAAUUGAUAAUUUUCAUACAUGUUUGUCGAAUGCGUUAAAAACAGCUACACCAUCUGAGGAUGAUAAUUCUUCAUCAUCAGCGCCAAUUAUGUGUAAUGAUUUAAAUAAGAGUGGAGACGAGGAAGAGGAAAAACAAUCAGCUAGUAAUGAAGAAUCUAGUAAGGAUACAACAACUAAUCCUACGGAUCAACAAAAUGAAGAAAUUUCAACAAUUCCAGAGGCUACAGUACUUGUUACGGAAACAGAACAAACAAUUAGUGAUGAAUCUGUAUAAAUAAACAAAGAAACAAACCCAGAUGAUUAAAAGUUUAAUUAAUUAUUGUACAUAAACUACUCUUAUUAUAAUUAUUAUUUUGUUGGAGUCAAAAGAAAAAAAUCACAUCCAUCCGUCAUAUCAUAUUCUUUAAAAUACGAACUACAAAUAUCAAAAAAACAAUCAAACAACACACGGAAAAAAACGGAAAUUCCAUAAGAACAACCAAAAAAGGUUUAGUUUUGAUUACCUAAGCAAUUGAUUAUGUUUUGUUUUUAAAAAUUUUAUAUUUAUUAUUAAUUGCAUUGUAAUUUUAAAAAAUAUAAUGUCUACAUCACCAAAAACACAACAAAUAUUUUUUAAUUUUAAAUUUGAUUAUACAGUCAAAAUCUGUUUUAUAUAACGGCAUUGUAUAGACCUUAAAAUUAUUGUUAUUCUGAGCGAUAUGAACAUUUUAUUUGUCUGGAAUAGUUAUCUUACAGAGAGAAAUUACACUAGGAGUUAAUUUGAUAACUUUUUCACCAAAAAUCAUCCCUCUUCGAGCUACCAUAUGAGCCUCUUCCUGUUUCAGCUUGUCUUCUGAGCAUCAAAUUUGUUUUUCCUCACAUAAUAAUUUGUGGUAAUUCAUACAAAUAUUGCAUAAAGCAAUAUGUUUCUUUAAAAAAAAUUAAAUAACCGUCGCGUCGAUCAUUAAAAUUUUUGCCCCAACAGGCUAGAGAGCCAGCUUGUUAUAAUUAACUAUAGUUUAAACUUCUCCAUUUAUAAAGCUCAAAAUAGUAAAUACCACUCACAAUUAAGUUAAUGAUGUUUAAAAUAAUGUAUGUGUUGUACGUUAUAAACAACUAAUUCUAAUGAUUAUCGUUCACUAUGUCCAAAAUGGCGUUUAUAUUAUAAACGGUAUAUUCUUAUAUGCAAUGCAGAGGUGGAUUAUCCAUAAAAUAAAUUAGGCACGAGCUAACAGGCGCGAGAAUGUAUCCAUCUACGUUCUUAUUAACAACGAUAUCUCGAGUUGGAGAACUAAUCCGAACGAUUAACGCGAUUUUAUAGGUUUUAAGAAAUAAAGUACUUGAAACUAAAUAUCUAAAAAAAGGGUCUCGAUUGAUAGAUUUUUUAUAACAGGGGGGGGGGGGCUAAUUUUUUAAAAUUGACGGGCGCAAAUUUCUUAAUCCACUUUUGCUCAUAU
Chrysoperla carnea is the source of this 4262-nucleotide messenger RNA. It is a transcript of the gene fmt, whose product is annotated as serine/threonine-protein phosphatase 6 regulatory subunit 3. The transcript is spliced from 17 exons. The record is from RefSeq and is a predicted model, not a curated record. Bases 374 to 3100 code for a protein of 908 amino acids. NCBI's taxonomy places the organism in Eukaryota, Metazoa, Arthropoda, Insecta, Neuroptera, Chrysopidae. Gene Ontology annotation, cellular component: nucleus; cytosol. Gene Ontology annotation, molecular function: protein phosphatase regulator activity; protein phosphatase binding.